AUGCGCCAAGCGCGCGACAGGCGAAGAAAAUCAAUUGAUCUCAGUGGUUCGAACCCUGGCAAAUCCGUCGCUAACAUCUUCCGUCAUCGGUCCUCCUCUAAGCGUGGUCACGAACUUACACCCCUGCUAAAUGAUAACAAAGUCUUUCUCACCAGUGACACUGACAAGGCGGAGUUGUUUAGUACUUUCUUUGCAAAACACCUUGCUACCGAGUCCGAUCCGGUCCCUUUCUUUCGAUCACUUUCAGAUAGGACACUUAGUACAAUUGAUGUUUCCUCAGAUCUCAUUAAGAAACAUAUAAGCCGUUUGAAAUACUCACACUGCUCAGGAACGGACGGGAUUCCGAAUUCGAUUAUUAAACAAGCGUCCGAUUUUCCCAUAUUGCUUAGUCAUUUAUUCUCAGUUUUUAUUUCAAAAGGAUUCUUUCCUGAAACAUGGGAAACGUCAUUUAUCAUUCCCGCCUUCACGUCAGGAUCUCGGUCCGAUGUUAACAACUAUCGGGGCGUGCACAAAACGCCGUCUCUAGCAAAGCUUCUUGAAAGGAUUAUUUUCAAUGAAAUUCUUCACUUCUGUCUAGCUAAUAGGAUUCUGAGCUCUAGUCAGCAUGGAUUUUUACCUGAACGAUCCUGCGAAACAUGUCACUUGGCUUUUCUUAAUCUAAUCACUUCUCUUCGUAAUGAGCGGCAGUAAGUGGUAGUUAUUUACUGUGAUCUUAGCAAAGCCUUUGACAAGGUGCCCCAUAGACGUCUUUCAGUAAAAUUGGAAGCUCUCGGCAUCCGGCCGCCUCUACUCGAAUUCAUCAGGUCCUGUCUAUCCAAAUGAUAUCAGAAAGUCAUGGUCGGUUACAGCUACUCGACACCUCACUCGAUCACGAGUGGCGUACUUCAAGGCACGGUCCUGGGUCCGCUACUCUUCCUUCCUUACAACAACGGUAUUUCGACUGAACUCGAAAAUUCACAAACUUUUACUUAUGCCGAUGACCUCAAGUGUGUUUACUCAUACUCUAAGGACACCGCAAACGUUUGUGUUGACAAAAUUAAUGUCGAUUUACUACGCUUAGGCAGAUGGGGUUCGACAUGGCAGAUGGAGUUUUCAUCAUCCAAGUGUAGUUUCAUGUCUUUUGGUCCUGCCAAACUUCCUAGUGCCAUAAUUUUUCAGAAUAACCCACUCUCAGAAUGCUUCACCAAAAAGGACCUAGGUGUAAGUUUUACAAAUACACUUGCUUUAUAACCUCAUGCAGAUAGAAUCUCUGUCAAAGCCGCGCAGACAUGUGGAUUCAUAUCGCAUAUUUUUUUCCUCCCGGAAAUGAAUCUAAGGCUCUAUGAAAUGUUUUUUCACCCAGUCCUCGAAUACUGCUGUCCUUUCUUUGGUUUAGUGAAUGCCAGUGACCGUAACAAAAUCGAAGAUGUUCAGAGGGUUUUCACCCGGAAACUGUUCUUUCAAGCUUUGUCCGGUAUUUCUUAUACUCAGAGAUUUCAGCUGGCGAACAUUAAGUUUUCGUGGGUUAGAAGACUCGAAUCUGGUCUUGGCUUCCUUUUUCGCAUCAACUCUAGCUCUAGUCUUCCGCUCAUUGACACUCUCACUCCGAGAGCUCGGUCGUAUGCCACGCGCAACUCCUGCAUGGUGAUUCUGCCGCCUCUUUGCACUACAUCUAUGCGCUCCCUCUUCUUUGCUUCCAAAUAUGUCUUCCUUAGGAAUAGUCUUCCGCCAGAACUUAGGCCAUCGUCUAAGUUGUUGGUGUUAAAGUCAAAUAUUUCGCAAACACCUUACACCGGAAAGUAUAAAGGCGCUUUUAAUGGUCUCAUUCCCGAACACUCAGAUUCUUGACUUCGUGAAGGGUCCUCCUGGGAUUUAGUGGUAUAUUAAGGGAUAACUCUUAAUUAUAUCAUUAGAAACCCCUAUCUACUGCUAUCACUCCUCCCCAUAGCGACAAUUUUCGCGGUUUUUGAUGUCAUCUCCCGCAUUCCGACCUCAUGCGGUCUGUCGACGCUCACGGCGGAACCCUCAGUAUUCACCGUCUACUAGAAGUUUGGUCGUACCUCACUUCCCCACUGCUGGGCUGAGCUCGAAGUGUGCUGUGGCCGGUCGCAUCUGGGUUCCUCUCGUCUGGCCUCUUUGACGCGAUUAGUCUCAUGCGGCGUAUCAAUCCGGCCCAGACGAUGUCAAUUUUGAAUCCCGUAAACAAUACAACUUGCAGGCCAGUCCUGUCUGACCCGCAUACGUACCCCCCAAGGCUGACAUUUAUUUCUACCCUGACGAUGACCGACAACAAUCCGUUAUAUACCGCACCUACAGGCCAGUCCUGCUCGCUUUUUUCUGUUUUUAUUUUUAUGGAGGGGUUUUUUUUCUCCUGUAAAAGUAAUCCAAUAAUUUUUAACUUUUUGUAUGGAGUUUUUUUCACCCCUCACUAAUCAUGUUUCUCAACUGACUACCAAUUCAGAAACUAUGAAUUGCAUUUUGUAAAGAUUCGGCCUGCCUCGUCUAAAACUCACGUGUAGAUUUAUUUUAAAUUGCUUUGAUUGGACCCCGACGGGUCAUUAAUAAAAAUUAUCUAUCUAUUUUUAGAAGAUUAAUCGACAUCAGGUUUGAGGCAAAUACUCCCGCAUAGGCGUGUUCAAGGGACUGCAGUGUCGCAUGCCUAGCUCUCAUUAUUGGCUAACUUUGACAGUCUCAAUGUUUAGUAAAAUACAGAGCACAUUGGCAACCAAUUAAAAAGCCAAACUUCAAAAAGAGUCAUGUCAUCCCCCCUAGAUGUUUAAGGAUUGUUCGGGAGGUAAUAACGUCAAGGAACGACCAUAAGAGGCUUUAAGUAGCCCGACGCAGUCUCCCCCGUCUAAUACUGGCCAACUACAACACAGUUUUUAGAGGAAUUCCCCACUUCGGACAGCGGCAAUAGACCCACACCUCUAACCGGACAUGAUCAGUUCUACCACUUGCGUAUGGUCUUAUUAGUUUGUAGAGUCCAAGUAACUUCCAGCCUCAAAAUCCGGCUUAUAGUUGAAAUUGCGGAAACCUGUACAACUACAAAAUUAAUAGACUCACAGUUGGCGCAUUCGCGAUGCACGCGAAUCCAAACUGAAGCAGAAGUUGACCACAUUGAGCGAAAAGAAUGCAAGCCUCUGUCAUGAUAAUGUUGUGCACAACCUAUCUUCCAAACAACUGACAGCAGAGCAGAUAAAAGUCCUGAGCCAUGAUGCCUGCUUCAAUACGACGGACGCCCAACCAAUUGACUUCAUCGCAGUUGCGGAAUCUGUCAUUUGUGAAGCCCCAAUUACUGAGGAAAACAGAAAUCUGCUACGACAGCAAAUAUCCUCCAGACUCAUGUCCCACAAGAAACGUAAUAUGCUCUCAAAAGCAGAAAACGAAGCACUUCGAACUUUGAAGGCCGACAAAAGCAUUAUCAUACUCACGGCCGAUAAAGGACGAUCGACGGUCGUACUGAACAAGGAGGACUACGUCAACAAAGUCGAGGCCCUUUUGGGCGAUAGAACCGCCUACAUUCCUUGUGAAGGUGAUAUGACGAAGACUCUAAUGAGCAAAAUCAACAAGGACCUGGCAAAUCUUCGGAAGUCAAAAGCGAUAACACAGUUUGACUGGCAGAGGAUGAAACCAAAGGAUUCCGCGAUCGUGAGAUUCUAUGGUCUACCCAAGGUCCACAAAUCAGGAACCAACCUACGACCGAUCGCUUCUCUAAGAGGCACCCCAACGUUUGGCCUGGCCAAGUGGCUGUUCCAGCGCCUGAAAUUUCUAACUCAAGGUUCUGAAACAACCAUCCACUCAGCAGAACAAUUCCUUGAGAAACUGCAAGGUAUCAGACUUACAGAUGACGAAGUGUUGGUAUCUUUCGACGUGAUAUCACUCUUCACUUCCAUCCCACAACAUCUCGCGGUUGAAACUGUGCAAACCUUGCUGGAGCAACGUUAUAACGAGACGGACAACAAACUUAAGAUAAAACACCUUGUCGAUCUCCUGCAACACUGCUUGAAGACCUUCUUCACCUUCAAUGGAACCACAUACGAACAAGUUAAAGGUACACCGAUGGGGUCGCCGUUAUCCAGCUUGAUUGCUGAGGCAGUGUUAUAA
Messenger RNA from Spirometra erinaceieuropaei, 4083 nucleotides. The record is from the annotation of a GenBank genome assembly. Lineage: Eukaryota; Metazoa; Platyhelminthes; Cestoda; Diphyllobothriidea; Diphyllobothriidae.